This is a messenger RNA of Penicillium brasilianum, 729 nucleotides long. The record is from the annotation of a GenBank genome assembly. NCBI's taxonomy places the organism in Eukaryota, Fungi, Ascomycota, Eurotiomycetes, Eurotiales, Aspergillaceae.
AUGUUGAAGCGAUUUCGAGCUAAUGAGCGUCUCUCACAGAGGUACUAUGAUGGCCAGGAAGGUGCUUGCGGCUGUGGAUCCAGCUCUGGCCUUUUCCCUUGGCAGCUUGGAAUCACCAACGGCGUUUACACGGCAGCUGGGUCGCAAGCAUUCUUCGACACGGGCGGUGCUUCCUGGUGUGGCGCUGGUUGUGGUAAAUGCUACAAUCUGACCUCGACCGGCGAACCGCCUUGCAGUAGUUGCGGUACCGGUGGAGUCGUGGGCCAGAGUAUCAUUGUCAUGAUAACCAAUCUCUGCCCUUACAACGGUAACCAACAAUGGUGCCCUAAUGUUGGUUCCACAAAUCAAUAUGGGUACAGCUACCAUUUCGACAUCAUGGCUCAGAGUGAGAUAUUUGGUGACAAUGUGGUCGUUAAUUUUGAACCCGUCACUUGCCCAGGUCAAGCGAUUACGGACUGGGAAUCUUGUGUCUGUUAUGGAAAUACUGAGACAGAUACCACACCUGUUGGAAUCACAUCUGGCAGUUCUGGCUCCUCCUCGUCUUCUUCUUCGACCAAGACGCAAAGUAGUACCACUACAUCCACAACGGUAACGACGACAACUACCACGGCAACCGGCACUCAAACUAUUUACGGGCAAUGUGGUGGCAGUGGGUGGACCGGGCCAACAGCCUGCGCAUCUGGUUCAACUUGUAAAGCCCAGAAUCAGUGGUAUUCCCAGUGUCUUUAG